AUGGAAUAAAGUUCAAUAGAAAGCGAAGAUGUGAGUUAUACUAUAUAGAUUAUUUCUAGGAGUUCGUUGAGAGACAUAAAAAAAAUUAAAUGAUUCUUCAAUAAGUGAAAGAAAUAUGGAAGGAAUCUGAUCUAUCAAAAGAUGAUGGAAUAUAGUAGAUAUUACAUGAGUUUAGAGAAGAAAUUUUGGAUGAAUUAGAAGAUGAAUAUGAACCAGAAUAUAAAGCAAUUUAAGUUUAAGAAAAUAUAAAUAUUGAUUUAGUUCCAAUGAAUGAGGUUCAAAGGGCCCUUAUUUAUGAAGAUAAGUAUAGUUUAUGUAUAAUUAGGUAUCCCUUUUUGAGAAUAAGAAAGAGAAUCUUAAUAUAAUUAAAGAAGAUAUCUAUGUUAGCAAUGCAAAUCACAAAACAUCCCAUAUUUGAGUUUUUCACACUUUUAAUAAUCAUAUUCAAUUCUAUUAUGCUUGCUGUAGAUGAUCCAACUACUGAUAUUUAAACUUCUUUUUAGGAUUUAAUGGAUAUCAUUUUUUUGGCAGUUUAUACAUUUGAAGCAGUUUUAAAAAUUAUUGCAAUGGGAUUCGUUUUAAAUAGUAAUUCUUAUCUUCGUGAUUUAUGGAACAUUUUAGAUUUAACAGUAAUUAUUACAGCAUAUAUCCCAUAUUUUGUAAAUAAUUCUGGUCUCUAGUUAAGUGCUUUGAGAUCAUUGAGAGUUUUAAGACCAUUGAGAACAAUUUCGUCAGUUAAAUCUUUAAGAAGUAUAAUGAUGACAUUAUUUGCCUCAUUUGCUGAAUUAGGAAAUUCUCUUGUCAUUUUAGGAUUUACAUAUACAAUUUUUGCGAUAGCUGGAUUGCAACUAUUUUCAGGAUAUGCUUAAUUAAGAUGUUUUGAUGAAAAUGGUAUAAUUUAAAUGUCUGGAUAUGAUACAGAUGAGCCAUAUUGUAAUGGAUCUUGUUCUGGUAAUUAUAUUUGUGGUAAAAUGAUGGAUAAUCCAAUCAAUGGAUUAUUAUCAUUUGAUAAUUUUGGAUUAGCAUUUUUAUAAGUAUUUAUUAUCACAACCCUUGAAGGAUGGACUACUAUAAUGUAUACAAUAAUGAUAACAUUUUCAUAACUUUCAGUCUUUUAUUUUUUAUUAUGUGUUAUAAUAGGAGCCUUCUUUCUUGUGAAUUUAACAUUAGCUAUUAUAAAAAUUAAUUUCUCUAGAGCAGAAUCGUAAGAACCUGUUAAACCAGAAGAUGUUAGUUAUAAUUUAAAACAGAUGAAACGAUUGGGAAUAUAUAAACCUAAUCGAGAAUCCCAUACUGUUAGCAUUACUAGAAAACAUACUAUACGUUUGAAUAGAUUAAGAUAAUCAAUUAAUAAUAAUAAUUAAAAUAAUAAUAAUAAUAAUAAUAAAUAAAUAGAUGAACCUAAAAGAAGUUCAAUUAAAGUUAAUUUUUAAUCAUUAAAUAUUAAAGAUUUUAGUAAACCCCAUUAAGUUAAAUAUAAUAAUAAUAGAAUAUUACUUUAAGGAAUACAAGGUGUAAGAACAGAAUAAAAUAUUAAUAAUAAAUAAUAAGAAAUAAAUAAUAAUCCAUAAUUAAAUAUGAAAACAAGUGUACAAUCUAUAAAUGCUCCUUAAAUAAGAAAACUUAGUAAAAUUGGAACAUAAUUUAAAUAAUCUUAAAGAAAAAUGUCAAUUGCUCAUUAAGAUGAAAGUCCAUUAGAUGAACUAGAUAAUCUUAUAAAAUUUGCUGUUCGUAGAUAAUCAGUAUUAAGAGUAGAUACUAAAAUUAUGGCAUCUCCAAGAAUACCUACUCCUUCUAAAGAUACUCCAUAACCUCCAAGUAGUAAUUCUAUAUUAGAUGAAUCACAUUCUCCAGGAAAACCUUAAUAAUCUAAUUAUUUAAGUAUUCCAAAAUAAUAAUUUAAUUUCUUACAAGAAUAAAAAUCAUUUAAUGAAAAUGAUGCUCUUAGUGUUACACUCUCAGAAAUCGAUUCUAUUCCAGAAAGUGAAUUAAAUCAAAGAUUUAAAGAAUUCGAAAUCUCUUUUCAAAUCGAAAAAUCUGAUGAUAAAACUGCUAAUGAAACAGAAGAUAGAAAACCUCAUUAACAUAUUCAUUAAAAAAAAAGAAAAUAAGAUAUACCAUUAAUUUAUGAAUUAAGCAAAGAAGAUGAAAAAUUAAAAAUUAGAUUAUUUUAAACUAAAUUAGUCCCAAGAGUAAUUUAUAAAGAAUUUCUCUUUGAAUCUAGUAAAGAUAUUCUUGUAAGCUUGGAAAUGAAAAAAUAAAAAAAAGAGUAAGAAUUAAGGAGACUUAGAAUCUAAAAUAUGAAAUUUACUAUGUAAUAUCAAUUUAAAAAUAACACUACUAUUUUAAAAUUAUCUAAAAAUUCAUAAUAAUAGUCAUUUAAUUCAAAUGAAUAAAAACUUAAAGAAAAUGUUAAAUCUCGAAAAAUUAUUCCCUUAGCUGAAAUGCCUUCAGGAUAGGAUAUUACAACUCCAAGAUUAACUGUUAGAAAAUAAUAAAAACGUAAAACUAUAGUACAUAAAGCAAUAACUUAUGAAUAAUAUUAAUAAGGUUUUAAUAAUAGUUAAGAUAUUGAUCAAAAUAAUGCUGAAACAUUACAAUAAGUAGAAGCAGAAAAAAUCACAUUUAAAACUCCUAAUGAAAAUUAAUUUUAUGAUCAAGUUGGAUUUUAAACAUAUCAUUAAAUAAAAAGUGAUGAUAUUAAUUUAAGUAAUGGAAUUCUCUUUGGGUAAGCUUCCAUUGAAGAUGUUAUAAUUAUUAGAUGUAGUUUAUAGAAUAAGUUUAAUUUAAUUUUAUAAGGAAUGAAUUUUAAAAAAUCAGAUUAUAUGAUUUACAUGACUCAGGAUAUGAUAAAGAUGUUAUAAUUUAAAUUAUUCUUGAUUGUUGAUUCAAGAUAUUUUAAUAUUUUUUUAAAUCUAGCAGUAUUUAUGAAUACAGUAAUUUUAUGUUUGGAUGGUUUGGUGAAUAAUUCAGAAGAUUUAAAUGAUUUUAAUCUAGCAUUUACAAUUCUAUUCACUAUUGAAAUGGGUUUAAAAAUGAUAGGAUUUGCCUUAAUUUAAUAUAUAAAAGAUCCAAUGAAUAUUUUUGAUGCUUUAAUAGUAGCUCUUAGUUUGGUUGAUAUAUUUUUUUUAUCUGGAAAUUCAGUUUUCAAAUCAGUUAGAAUAUUUAGAGCCUUUAGAGUUUUAAGGGUAACAAAAUUAAUGAGGUAUUAGAAUUAUAUAAUUAGAAUAGAUCUUUGAAAUUUAUGAAUUUUUUGGUAUAAGUUUUGAGUAAUGCUUUCUAAUCUUUAAUGUAUAUAUUUCUUUUGCUAAUCUUAUUUAUAUAUAUAUUCACAUUAUUAGGAAUGUCAUUUUUUGGAGGUUAAUUAACUUAUACACCUAGUAGAUAAAGUUAUGAUACAUUUUAUGAGUCAUUUCUUGUUGUAUUUUAAGUAUUAACUCUUGAGAAUUGGAAUAGUAUUCUUUAUGAUUUACUCUAAUAACCAGUAUCAUGGAUAAUUACAACGAUUUAUUUAAUAGCUUGGAUUUUUAUUGGAAGCUAUGUUUUAUUAAAUUUAUUUUUGGCAAGUCUACUUGAUUAAUUUGAAGCAGAAUAUUUAAGAGAGCAUAAUUUAGAAAAUAAAAAUUAAGAGGAGGAAUAAAUAUAAUAAUAAUAGAAUAUUUAAUAAACACAAACAUAAACAAUUAUGAAUUAAACUUUUAUUAAUGUAUCUGUUAAUUAAACACUUAAUCCUAUUUUAGCAAAAUAAUUGAUUACUAGAUAAGAUUCAAUAAAUAAAUUUGUUUAUUUUUCAGAGGUAGGUUUAUGUUUUUAUUCUUUGUAUAUUUUCAGCUAGAAUAAUCCAAUAAGAAGAUUUUGUUAUAAAGUGGUUAAAAAUAGUUUAUUUGAUUAAACUAUACUUUUUGCAAUAUUUUUGAGUUCAUUAAAAUUAGUAAUAGAUACAUAUAUAAGUAAUUUUUUGGAUUUGGCAGAUUGGUUUUUUGCAAUUUUUUUUGGUAUAGAAUUUUUAUUUAAAAUAAUUGCAUAUGGAUUUGUAAUGGAAGAAAAUGCAUAUUUAAGAGAGAGUUGGAAUAUUCUUGAUUUCAUAAUAGUAGUUUGUUCUUUUAUAGAUAUAUCAGUAUCUUCAAUAGAUUUAAGUUUUGUAAAGAUAUUAAGAUUAUUACGUACAUUACGUCCUUUAAGAUUAAUAUCUUAAAAUAAAUCUAUGAAAUUAUUAGUAACAACCUUAAUAAACUCCAUAUCAGGUAUUGUAAAUGUAGGUGUGGUUGUAAUAUUGGUGUUUUUGAUGUUUGCAAUAUUGGGAGUUAAUUUAGAAAAAGGGAAAAUGUAUUAUUGUGAUAUAGGUAAUGAUGAAUAAUCCUAUUUACAUGAAUCAAAAUGUAUAGAAGAAGGAUAUGAAUGGAAAAAUAGAGAUAUGAAUUUUGAUAAUGUAUUUUAUGCAAUGUUGACACUCUUUAUAAUAUCAACUUAAGAAGGUUGGCCAACGUAAAUGUAUUGGUUUGUGGAUGCUGAUGAAAGUGGACCUAUUUUAAAUAAUUAAAUGUGGUUUACUAGUUAUUUUUUAAUAUUCUUAUUAAUUGGAUCAAUACUUUUAAUGAAUAUGUUUGUUGGUGUUAUUUUAGUUAAUUAUAAAUUAGCUGAUGAUGAUAUGAAAGAUAAAAAUGUAUCUAGAGAUCAAGAAGAUUGGAUUAGUAUACAAAAAUUAAUUAUUGAUUCUAAUCCUAAUUUUGCUUUGUAUUAUCCACCAAAAAAUUAUUUUAGAGCACUUAUUUUUAAAAUUAUUUCAAACAGAAUAUUUGAUCUCUUAAUUAUGUUUUGUAUUAUUAUUAAUAUUGCAGCUAUGGCAUCAAAUUAUGAAGGUAAUCUUAAUCUAAUUUAAUAGGAUCUAGUGUCUAAUAUUAAUAUAUUUUAGAAACUCUUAAUUUAGUUUUGAGUGUAAUCUUUAUAUUCGAAUCUAUCUUAAAAAUAAUUGGAUUUGGACCUAGAGGAUAUUUUAGAAAUAAUUGGAAUUAAUUUGAUUUCUUUGUUGUUCUUUCUUCAAUACUUGAUAUGGUUUUGAGUUUCACUGAUAAUAAGAAUAAUGCAAUUUUAUCAGCAGGACCUUAAUUAAUUAGAGUAUUUAGAGUUUUGAGAGUUACUAGACUAUUUCGAUUAGUAAAAUCUUUACAUAGUCUAAAAAAAUUGAUUGAUACAGCUUUGUUUUCAUUACCUGCUUUGUUUAAUGUAUCUUCGUUAAUGUUUUUACUUUAUUUCAUAUUUUCUGUUUUGGGAGUAUUCUUAUUCAGUAAUCUAAGGUAUUGUUUUUAUCUGUUAUUUUUAGUGAAGGUUACAUAAUUGAUAGUGAAAAUAAUUUCAAUGAUUUUCAUCAUGCUUUAAUUCUACUAUUUCGAUGUACAACUGGUGAAGAUUGGUAUUUAUUGAUGUAUGAUAUAAUGAAUAAGGCCAGUUAUUAUUAUUGUGCUUAUUUUAUUAUAUUUGUAGUAAUAAUGUAAAGGAUUAUGCUUAAUUUAUUUGUAUUGAUUAUUUUGGAUUAAUAUGAAAGAUUUUAUUUUAAUUCUGAUAAUCCUUUAUAAAGAUUUUAAGAAUUUGAAGAUGAUUUUGUUGAUGGUUGGGCUCCAUUAACCUCAGAAACAAAAGGUUAAUAAAUUCAUUAAGAUUUCCUUGUUUAAUUGAUGUUAUCAAUUAAAGCUCCAAUGGGUUACGAUUUAAAAGAGAAAAUAAAUAUAGCUGUCAAUGAUUGGAAAACUUAUAAUUCUGAUGCUGAUAAAUCAACUUAGAAUUUAGAAAAAAUAAAAAUUAUGGUAACAACUGAAGCUAAAAAAACUGUUGCUAAAAUAAUAAUGAAUAUGCAAUUAGAAUCUAAUGAAAAUUAAAUGUUAGAAUAUCAUUAUGUUUUAUUUGCCUUUAUGAAGAAUUUCUAAACUGAUUUAUUCAAAGAAGUAACUUAAAUAGGAUUAAGUAAAUUGAUUUAAAAAGAAGAAUAAACAUUAAAUAAAAUAAAGAAAAAUAGACAUAGUUCAUAAGAAGUGAAUCCUUGUGUAGAACUCUUGUUUCAUAUUAUGUGUUUUAAAGCAUAUAAAAGAUAUGCAAUAAAAUUGAAAGAACGUAUGAAUAGAUAACAAAAUGAAUUCAGUCAAAAGAGUUCUGAUUCUUCGUAUCUCCAUAAAAAUUCAGAUAUUGUAUAAAGAGAUAGUAUAAGUUAAUCAUUAGAAUCAAUCCAAGAAUCAAAAUAAUAAUUUUGUUUACCUCCAGAUUUAGCAGUGUAUUAGAGUGAUGUUAAUAUUGCAUUAAAAGAAAAUAGUAUUAGUCAAAAUACUAAAAACAAUAGAGGAUCAGUUUAGUAAUUAGUAGAAUAGAAAUUAGAAAAUAUUAGUGAAUUUAAUAGUGAAUAAAGCAUUAGCUUCAAUAAGUUAAACGAUGUAUCAAAUUGA
Paramecium sonneborni is the source of this 6431-nucleotide messenger RNA. NCBI's taxonomy places the organism in Eukaryota, Ciliophora, Oligohymenophorea, Peniculida, Parameciidae. The record is from the annotation of a GenBank genome assembly.